AUGAGUUGCCCAUUGAACAUCACGAUGCAGAACGAUUACCUUAUCACGCUGCUGGUGCUAGUUUCGCUUGCAAGCAUUUGCCUAGGAUGUCGGCGCUCUUCAACGACUGUUUCCGGUUCGAAAGCUCCAAAAGGACGCAUUUGUAAAAAUCAAUUGAUAUUUGAAGAUAACUUCAACCAGUUGGACAGAUCGGUUUGGAAACAUGAAAAUUCCGUUGCUGGAGGAGGUAACUGGGAAUUUCAAUGGUACUCUGGAAGCGAUCGCAACUCUUACGCUAAGGAUGGCAAGUUGUUCAUAAGACCAACACUAACGGCUGACGAAUUUGGUGAAGAUUUCCUUACAAGUGGCUCAAUCAAUCUGAACCAAGGAUCGCCGAGCGAGCGAUGCACCGACGAUCCAGGGUUUGCGCAAACAUUUUACGGCUGCGAACGAAGCGGCAGUUAUGAUCGCAUUCUGAACCCGAUCCGGAGUGCCCGACUCCGUACAAAGGACACCUUUGCGUUCAAGUAUGGAAAGCUGGAAAUCCGCGCCAAGCUUCCCGCCGGAGAUUGGCUGUGGCCUGCCAUGUGGAUGUUUCCUCAGCAGGACUCGUACGGGGUUUGGCCCAAGUCGGGCGAGAUAGACCUUGUAGAAUCCCGUGGAAAUCGGGAGUUGUACCAGGACGGUAAGCACAUCGGUGUGAAGUGGUUGUCGUCCUGUUUGCACUUUGGAGAGAGCUGGAACCAAAAGUCGGAGCAGUGUGGAACCCACGCUCAGGGCGGACUUGCUACGCAGUUCAACAAUUACGAGAUGACUUGGACGAAGGACGUCAUCCAGUUUGGAAUCAAUGGAGUUGUUUAUCGAACAGUUACUCCGUACGAGGGAUUCGGGAAGCUAGGUGGAUUCGGAUACAAUCCGUGGCCGCAGGGCUCCAAAAUGGCACCGUUUGAUAAGGAGUUCUUCCUGGUGGUGAAUGUAGCCGUCGGGGGUAACUUCUUCCCGGAUAACGUGAGGAAUCCUCACCGGAAACCGUGGUACCAGGGAGCUCCCAGUGCGAUGACCGACUUCUACAAAGCAAAGUCGGACUGGCUCAGCACUUGGGAUGGUGACGAUGCUGCCUUGCAGGUUGAUUACGUGAAAGUUUGGGCUGUAUAGGUCAAAUGUGGCAUCAAGAAACAAUUCGAAGGCUGUCAUUUAUUUUCAAAUUAAGGUUUUAAACUUAAUAAAUCAAUGCUUCGUAUCAGUAA
Molecule: messenger RNA, 1226 nt
Organism: Culex quinquefasciatus (southern house mosquito)
Lineage: Eukaryota; Metazoa; Arthropoda; Insecta; Diptera; Culicidae
Product: beta-1,3-glucan-binding protein
Exons: 4
Coding region: 1-1134 (377 amino acids)
Biological process (GO): carbohydrate metabolic process
Molecular function (GO): hydrolase activity, hydrolyzing O-glycosyl compounds
Source: RefSeq, a predicted model, not a curated record